Molecule: messenger RNA, 1122 nt
Organism: Aspergillus ochraceoroseus IBT 24754
Lineage: Eukaryota; Fungi; Ascomycota; Eurotiomycetes; Eurotiales; Aspergillaceae
Product: small nuclear ribonucleoprotein-associated protein
Exons: 6
Coding region: 150-812 (220 amino acids)
Biological process (GO): mRNA splicing, via spliceosome
Cellular component (GO): U2-type prespliceosome; U4 snRNP; U4/U6 x U5 tri-snRNP complex
Molecular function (GO): RNA binding
Source: RefSeq, a predicted model, not a curated record
GCUCUUUAUCUAGCAAGAACUCUCCGCUCGGAGCGUGCAGGUACAAACGUGAAGAUACGGAAGAGGAUUGCCCUUCUCCUGACUCUCUCACGCACAUACACAUUCUUUGGUUCCACAGUCAAGUCGCAUUCGUGCGCACUUAAGCUAAAAUGGCCGCCAACAAGCAGGGCAAGAUGCAAAACCUCAUCAACUACCGGAUGAGAGUUACCCUGAACGACGGCCGACAGAUGACGGGUCAGAUGCUUGCAUUUGAUAAGCAUAUGAACCUCGUCCUCGCCGAUACAGAAGAAUUCCGCCGCGUCAAGCGCAAAGCUAAAUCCGCCGCUGGUUCCUCCAAUGCGCCCCUCGUCGAAUCGGAAGAAAAGCGAACCCUGGGUCUUACAAUUGUGCGCGGUACUCAAGUCGUUUCCUGCUCCGUCGAUGGACCUCCUCCUGCCGAUCCCUCUGCGCGACUUGGAACGGGCGGCCCUGGUGUCGCAGCCGCCGCAGCAACCCUCGCCGCUGGCCCUGGAAUUAGCAAACCCGCUGGACGUGGUCUGCCGGUCGGCCUAGGAGGACCUGCGGCUGGUGUUGGAGGACCACCACCUCCUCCAGGUGGCUUCCCCGGUUUCCCACCAGGCGGUUUCCCUGGUGCUCCUCCACCAGGUUUUGCUGGUCGCGGUGGUGGACCUCCAGGAGGACCUCCUGGCUUUGCCCCUCCCCCCGGAUUUGCUCCUCAGGGCGCUCCUCCUGGCGGGUUCCAACCUCCUCCAGGUUUCCAGCCUCCAUCCCAUGGUCGAGGUUAUCCUCCACCCGGAUUUGGGGGACGGUGAGUUGAUAUGAUACGGAGCAACAUGAAAGGCUUGCAAAUACGACUAUGACUGUAGCGUGGUGGAUUCCUAAUUCGAAGGACAAAUAAGGCUUAAAAGGAAUAAAACAACUCGUCCCGGUCCAUUCGUCUGUUGAUGGAUUCUGGUACACAAUUUUUACCAGGCAAAGGCGUUGCGGCGUGAGUGGAUGCAAGGAAUGCCCAGAGAGAUAAAACGGUCCACCCAAAACCCGAGGAUCGACAGAAGUAAUGCUAGAUAUCUGUCCAGCAUUUUAUCCUACUAGUGAAUCCUAAUACAUUUCGAUGUCUCCGCG